This is a messenger RNA of Eruca vesicaria subsp. sativa (arugula), 923 nucleotides long. The record is from the annotation of a GenBank genome assembly. NCBI's taxonomy places the organism in Eukaryota, Viridiplantae, Streptophyta, Magnoliopsida, Brassicales, Brassicaceae.
CGACACAGAAACAGAACAAAAACAUGAACUACUUACUGGGAAAAGCUUAAAAGUCACCAGAAGAUUUAACAUUCGAUCGAAUCUAAAAAAAAAGAAUCAAAUUGAGUUCUUCUUCAGUCUCUCAACGAUGUAUCUGUCUCAACCCUCAUCACCAGUUCCCAACGCUUCCUCUAUGACACCAAAGCCGAGGAUGAUGAUACAGAAAUGCGAAAAUGGAUAUAAGAUGAGGAAGCUUAAUGAUGAUGAGGAAGACAAUGAAUCCUUACAGAUGGAGUCAAACAUCACACAUGCAGAGGCGAAUAAGCUUCUUGUAGUUUCUGAACCAGAAGCAGCAGCUUUGGUGCCUCAUGCAACUAAGCCUGAAACUGAAGAUGCUCAGAAAGUGUGUGCCAAAGAACAAUUGUAUAAGCUAUGUGGUGUGAGGCAUUGGAAAGCACCAUUGUAUAAAUUCACCAACGAAGACGAUACUAAAUUAUUUAGAGUCGAAGUCAAUGUUGAAAUCAAGGAAGUUUCUGGGAUAACGGUUCUGGAGUGUUUUGGUGAUCCACACCACAAGAAGAAAAUCGCAGCUGAGCAGGCAGCAGAAGUAGCGCUUUGGUUUCUCAAGAAUGUGGGUCAUACCCUUCAAACUGACAAAGCUUCUGGUCGUGAGGGUGGACAAAAAAGGCUUUAGAAACUGUUAACAUGACUUAAGUAGUCUAGUUUUUGUUCAUGUUAAUUUGGCUUCAGCUGGUUAACAUUUAAUAGAAGCUCUAUCUAGGGAGCUCAAACGGGUAAAACAUGCUCACCUCGUAUGAGAGACUGUUGUUUUCUAUCAAAGUUUGUGUACACGUAUCAUCUUUUCUGUAACAUUAGUAGUAAGUGAACUAUAAAGUAUGGUUUAUCUGGAAACAUGUGGCAGGUGGAAGCAUGAAUUUUAGUCA